Molecule: messenger RNA, 2727 nt
Organism: Effrenium voratum
Lineage: Eukaryota; Dinophyceae; Suessiales; Symbiodiniaceae
Source: the annotation of a GenBank genome assembly
AUGUUCAGGUCAAUGAAGCGAGCUGCAAGCAGGAGUCCCGUUGUCUCCAACCAGGCGCUCUCGUGGCAGCCCCCGGCAUCGGCUGCCAGCAAGAAGAAGGGCAAGAGGUCUUCCACGCUUGAUUGCGCCAAGAGCGCUGGACGGACCUACACUGGCGUGUUUGCCAUCGAGGAAGGAGUCAACUUGGACGCCCUGGUCGCCUUGGCAAGCCUGAGAGCUGCGGACACCGUACCGCUCGUCUACCGCGAGGGCGAGGCCGAUGAGUAUCGUGGCAACACCUUGCGACGGGAGCUGUAUUGGCUCAUGCGACGGCUCAACUCCCACAGCAAGAUGCAGACCUACUGGCACGACACUUGUCUGGGAUCCUUGGCAGGUGUACAGGGCCGACGGCUGCCCGGGUUGAGCCACACCUCAGGAGUUCCCGAGGCCUUGGCAAACAAGAUCGAGGACUUGGAGGGCCAAGUAGGCUCUUGCACUUGGGAUGCGACAAAGGGGCUUUUCACCUUCCCCAAGUGGCUUCGCAACGUGCUACGCACCCCGAUGCGGUCUGCCUGCGUGAACAAUCGAGCCGAGUGCGAAGGCUUCACUGGAGACCGGGACCUGGCAAAGAAGCUUUUCCGGGGUCUCAUGAACGGCGGCGGUGCGAACCAUGUCAUGAGUAUCAUGGGCAAGGCUGGCAAGACCGCGGACCAGGUUCCUGCCUUCGUGUGGGAUUUCGCUAAGGAGCAGACCGUGUUGAUGCAGAAGGAUGCUGAUGCACAUCCUCAGCUGGCCCAAGUCUUCCGAGCGAACGGCUACCACUGGCCUGCUGCUGCCGUCCAAUCUCUUCUCAAUGAGAGGCACGAGAGGGCGGUUUUGAACCUCGUGGAGAAUGUGGCGCGUCAAUACGGCGAGGUGCAGAGCUACGAGCACGACGGGCUCUACUGUGUGGUCCACGAGCACCUCAGGGAGACGAUGAUGAACGAGAUGAGGCAGAUUGCCUCGGUGUCGACUCAGGCGCCAGCAUCCCUGGACGAAACGUUGCAGUACCUUCAGACCAAGUUCCCUGAGCACGACUGGAGCGUCAGGGAUGAAGGUUGGGAGGAGUUGGAGGACGCAAGGAUUGAGGUACGGCAGCGCUGCUUGAAAGGGGAGACCAACUUCCCGAAGCUGAUUGCAGAUGUCGUGCCGCACCACGUCACCAGCACUGGUUAUCAGGUGCGCGAACUGAUGAAGGCGAUCCCGGUGACAGCUGAUUGCAUGACCCUCAUGACGUACGACAACGGCUGCUGGCGUGACCUCGGCGCUGUGGCCGCCGCCACCCUGGAGGAUGUCAUCCGAGAUGUUCUGAAGAAGUGCAUCGGCAAGAGGCCUGACCAGGGCUGGCCCCGAGUGGUCCACUGCGCCCAUCCUCAGGUGGCAACCAUGCUCAACAAGAGCAAGGGUGGGUUGUUCGACAUGCGGUGGCACAUGGAUCUGGAUGGGGACGGGACCAGAGGAUACUUUGUCUACGAUGGGGGGGAGUACCAGGGCUGCUCGGACUACCAGCUGAAGAAGAUGCACCCUGGCAUCCCCGUAAGUCGCACAGCAGAGCGGUCGUACCCGCACAAGGAGGUGGCGGCUAUCUGGAGCAAACUGGAGGAGGAGCAUCUGGACUUGGAGGAUGUGGUGACCCGCGUGCUCACGCAAGAGCAGUUUGCGGCGGUGCAGGUCUCGGAACCAACCUCGUGCAAGGCUUUGCCGGCGGGGUUCCGCUACAGCAGGGACCUGGAGGAGGACCUCGCUCGACUGCAGAGGAUCUUGCCUGGCGUGGAGCUCUUGCACUCCUGCCACGAGGACUACGCUGACACCAUGUUCCUGCUGAAGGUUCUUUCGAGAGUGAAGGGAAGUCGUCAGAACUUCGUGGAGUGCUUCUUCCAUCUGGGGCACGGCCAGAACGGCAAGGGCACCUUGAACUUGGUGCUGCGCUGCUUCUGCGGUGACUACCAUUACGAGCCCAAGCCAGAGACCUUCACUAGCUUUGGAGACCCCACUGGCUGCUCCCUGAACAUCUUGCAGCUCAAGGGUAGACGAUCUCUCUUCGUGAACGAGGUCGAGGCAGGCGUCAAGCUCCGCUCCGGGAUGCUGAAGGAUCUGCGGGAUCAGACUGCAUUCAUCGAGGCCAGGGGCCUCUACCGGGACCCGAUCCAGUUCAAGCCGCAGUUCAUUAUGAACAUGAGUGCGAACGAGUCAUUCGAGUUCCGGACCAUCGAUGGAGGGAUGCGCCGAUCCUUCACAAGCGUCCCAUGGCCGCUGAAGUUCAUCAUGAACCCAAGGUCGGGCACGAACGAGCGCCCGUCGCGGGACAUCAAGAAUACCAACUUCAUGAUGAACUCUGUCGUGCCUUCGUUGGAGGUUAUCUUCCCCGUCAUUGACAGGAUCGUUUUCCGCGGCUACAACGGCACACUGAUUGAGCCCCGGCCCCACUCCAUCGUCACAGCCACCUUGGCUCUCUUCGAGUGCAUGCAAGAGCUGGACAUGAAAGCCUUCUUGGAGGAGCACUUGCUUCAAGUCGAGAGCGCAAACAUGGCCGCGCCACAGGGCUCUAUCCGGUCCUGGAUUCGGCAACAGGAGAGCGUCCGAGACAUGCGACUCUCGCCGAAGGCUCUGGAGCGGAUGCUGGACAAGAUCUUGACGCCCAAGGUGGUGGGGGGAAGACGGAUUUUUUCCCUUGCAGGCCGAGAUGGCGUGUAUGUCCAGGUGCCUUGA